GAUGAUUCAGAUAACACGCUGAUGGAAAGUGAAAUAGGAACAACUCUCGUCUCCGCUGACCAUUGCAGAUAUAAUCUGUGUAUGCAUGUCAUCGAAAUGCAUUGAUCCAUCGUAUUUGGAGUAGACCUCUUUUCCCUCUCCUCAUACGACUGCCUCCGAAGCAAAUGCUGGUGAGUCCACCAAGAAACAGAAGAAGACAAGCAAACCCUUCCCGCGAAGCAAAGCCGCCGACCCUCCAUCGUACCCUACAAUGUCUUUUGGUCUCUUAUAAUUACGCCCUUUUGAUUCAUUAAGCGAAGGCAAGAGCCAAAGAGCAAAGGCAAGCGCUCAGUCCUUCUAGUGUUCACACCUCACACCACUCCCCUCCCAGUAAGUAAACGGACCCAGAAAAUUUUAUUGCAAAUCCAAGAUAUGUAGAGCAUUUUCGAAGAUGAUCGCAGUGGUUCCUCUCGAUCUUGGCCCGUUGUACUCUGGGUAAUCCCAUCUUUCUUGAUUUAGUCGGUAAUCUGUUUGUAUGAUUGCCCGAGUGGAACUUGGGUCAGCCGCCGGUUAUCUUUUGUUGCAAGAUCCGUCCCUUGUUCGUCAAUGGUUUGGUAUUUUCGAGUUUCGCAGGUCAAGGUCUUUGGUUCGAACUUCGGAAGGAGGUGGGAAGGCUAGACUCAAUUUCCUGGAGAAAUAAUUUGGCAUUACAGUCCGAGGUUCACUUGAAUCCUUGACAUGUUCUGCUGCAUCAGCUUGCUUCAAUUCCAUAUAAUAUUCAAAGAUGAAUGCCUAUAUAAUAUUGGAGCCUAUUCUCAAGGACAUCCUUCUUGUGAUCCAACCCUUGAGGGAUGAUCGGACAAUACGACAUCAUAUUGUUAAUGAGUUUCGUAAUAUUGUUCAAUCUGUGGAAAGUUUGAGAGGUGCAAUUGUGGAGCCAUUUGGAUCAUUUGUGUCUAAUCUAUUCACAAGAUGGGGAGAUUUGGAUAUUUCUAUAGAGUUACCAAAUGGUUCAUAUAUUUCUUUUGCUGGAAAGAAGCGCAAGCACAAUUUACUAGGGGAUGUAUUGGAUGCAUUGAGGAGGAUGGGUAGAUGUCGGAAAUUGCAAUUCAUCCCCAAUGCAAGAGUCCCGAUUUUAAAGUUUGAGAACCACCAGAACAUCUCCUGUGACGUCUCAAUUGAUAAUCUGAAGGGACUCAUGAAGUCCAAAUUCUUAUAUUGGAUAAGUGGGAUAGAUGGACGCUUUCGUGAAUUGGUUUUGCUGGUCAAGGAAUGGGCCAAAGCACAUGCCAUCAAUAAUCCAAAGGCUGGAACUUUGAACUCAUACUCACUCACUCUGCUUGUUAUCUUCCAUUUUCAGACUUGUGUACCUGCCAUUCUGCCUCCUCUUAAAGAAAUCUAUCCAGGAAAUAUUGUUGAUGAUCUUUCAGGUGUGAGGGAUGUCGUGGAGAGACAGAUUGAGGAAACUUGUGCUGCUAACAUAGCCAGGUUUAAAUCAGAUUGCAAAAUACCGGCUAAUCGAAGUUCUUUGUCUGUGCUCUUCAUUUCGUUCUUUGCAAAGUUCUCUGACAUUGCUUUAAGGGCCUCGGAGCAAGGCCUUUGCCCCUUCGCAGGAAAAUGGGAGGACAUAAGAACCAAUAUGAGAUGGCAGCCCAAGACAUACACAUUUUUUAUUGAGGAUCCUUUUGAGCAGCCGGACAAUACUGCGAGGACCGUGAGCAGCGGGCAGCUAACAAGGAUAUCUGAAGCAUUUAAGAGAACCCAUAGUGAGCUUGUCUCAGCAAAUCAGAAUCGUAAUUCUAUCAUCGCCACUCUAGUUAGGCCACAAAUAUCAAGAUUCAUUGGAGGAACAGCACCGGUUCGAAGCCCAGGCACUUCUGGCAGAGGGCCCCCACAGGCCCGCCAACAGGUGCGAAGAGCUGCAUACUCUACUGCACAAUUGCGCCCUCAGUUUCAGAACAUGUCUCGUGGGACCCGCUCAGCCCGUCCCAAGGCCGUCUCAAACCAAAGACCUCCGCAGUCUGGUCAUGGUCAACCACAAAUGGUGUGGAGGCCGAGGUCUGAUAGAUAAAUGGUUUAGAAAGCAUCUUGGAUGGUCCGAUUAAUUUGAUGCCUUACAAGAACAAAGAAGUUUGCAGGUAUAUAUGCUGGGGUUCGAAUAUUUUUGUAUUGGGUUUGCACCUACUACUUGAUUAGGACCUGGUGAUUGGAAAGUUCUGGUAUGUUUUGACCCAUAAGACUUCAUCCGCAGGAUUUUAUAUAUGAUGGGACAUCCAAAAUUCUAAGAAGAUAAAAUUAAUGGAGGAUGUGCUGGGGUUUGAAUCC
This is a messenger RNA of Malania oleifera, 2304 nucleotides long. Its product is annotated as protein HESO1. Lineage: Eukaryota; Viridiplantae; Streptophyta; Magnoliopsida; Santalales; Ximeniaceae. Gene Ontology annotation, molecular function: RNA uridylyltransferase activity. The record is from RefSeq and is a predicted model, not a curated record. The coding region runs from base 764 to 2050 and encodes 428 amino acids. The transcript has 9 exons.